AUGAAUGCUGCCACAAGAUCUGUCAUCAAGGACCUGCAGCAUCCAAGCCAUGCUGCUGCGAAUAGGAAGGAGAAACAACAGUUGUUAAAGUUUCCCCACAAGUCUGAGAAGAAAGAAAUUCCCCAGGAUGAUAAUCAGAGACCAGAUCUGGGAUGCCGACCAGUAAACCUGCAUGACAGGUUAUCUGUGGCUCACCUCGAUCUCCGGAGGGCCUCGUUGAUCGACCCCAGAAACAACCUGGUGACUUUAGUCCGGGGAGCAGCGGAGAAGGAAGAAGAGUCCUCAGAGAAUGAUACAGAAGACCUCCAGAUGAAGUCAACCAAAAUCACUACAGCAAUCCCCUACAUGAGCAGGCCAAUGGCUGUCACUUGUCUGCUUCUGAAUAUCAUCGUCCCUGGUACAGGAACUAUCCUGGCUGGCUUCACACUUGUGUGCUGUUCCGAUCCUGGCACCCCCACUGGCAGCAGGAGCAGUGAUGAGAGGUUGGCCCUGUUCUGCCUCAAUGUUUGGGUGGGGGUCUCGCAGCUCUUCACUGUCCCCUUCCUCCUGGUAGGCUGGUUGUGGAGCAUCGUCUGGGGCAUCAUGAUGAUCAACCUGUCCUACGCGCAGACGAAUGCAGGAGUGGUGCGGGGAGUUACCAUGGAAACACAUCUCUCUGCAAUAAGCAACUCUGCAAAGUGAGAUUUACAUGGGCUGAGACUUGGCUUUUGACCUGAAAAGUACAAUUGGGAUCAAGGCGCACCAGCUGACCAUCAGUAACGAUACAUCAGGGGUUAGAAUUUGUGCCGACAUAUUGAAAAGUGAAGUUCAUAGAAUAUUCUGCUGCAUUAUGCCUGUAUUUUAACAAGUACCAAUGUAAAUUAAUAUCUCUCAUUGCCACUAAUAGAUUAUGUUUUCCUGCUGUUAAUCUUGCAUUUUUGGAGUAGCUCUUCUGUUUUCUGGUGUCUUUGGUUGUAUCAACACAUUUCUACCUGCUUUGCUUAAGGACUUCUGAUAGGAAGCCAUUGUUGUAACAUGUGAAACAGUUGUUAACUUUAGACACACAAGAUGCCACAGAUGGUAAUGACCAAUAAGUUCUUCCUGUGAUGUUGGCUGAGAGGGAAGUAUUGACUAAGAAACAGGAAAGAGUUAAGAUGUCACAUUUCCAAGGGCUCCCUCUGUGGGAGGGCAAUGGGAUCUCAGUUUAACAUCCUCGAUGCUGAAAAGAGAAUGUAUACCAGAUAAGCUGCCAGCUCUGAUCUGGAAUACAUGUGCAAAUCCCACCAUGGUAA
Messenger RNA from Hypanus sabinus (Atlantic stingray), 1271 nucleotides. RefSeq names its product protein stum homolog. Lineage: Eukaryota; Metazoa; Chordata; Chondrichthyes; Myliobatiformes; Dasyatidae. The transcript is spliced from 5 exons. Bases 1 to 681 code for a protein of 226 amino acids. The record is from RefSeq and is a predicted model, not a curated record.